AUGACCCGCGGUUGGAGCUUUGAGAGGGGGGCGGUGGGGCCGGGUGCAGACGUCCAGCCGCCGCGGACCACCAUGGCCAGCACCAGGCAGGAAGCAGCGUCUUUCAUUUCAGCUGAUGCUGAUGAGAUUAGGAGGCUGGGAAAGAGAUUUAAGAAACUUGACCUGGAUAAGUCCGGUUCCCUGAGCGUGGAGGAGUUCAUGUCCCUUCCAGAACUGCAGCAGAAUCCUCUCGUCCAGCGAGUCAUGGACAUAUUCGACACCGACGGCAACGGGGAGGUCGACUUCAUCGAGUUCAUUGAAGGAGUUUCCCAGUUCAGCGUGAGAGGAGACAAACAGCAGAAGCUUCACUUUGCCUUCCGGAUCUAUGACAUGGACAAAGACGGCUUCAUAUCCAACGGAGAGCUCUUCCAGGUCCUGAAGAUGAUGGUAGGCAGAAACCUGAAGGACACGCAGCUGCAGCAGAUUGUUGACAAAACCAUCAUCAAUGCAGACAAAGACGGCGACGGCAGGAUUUCCUUCCAGGAGUUCUGUGCGGUUGUCGGAGGAAUGGAUGUUCACAAAAAGAUGGUGGUGGACGUGUGACCCCAUCUCACCUCCAGCUGCUGCCUUCUGAUUGGACCAGAACUGUCAGCGUUCAGAGACGCUAACGCUGAGCUUCAGGAGUUUUUUGUUUUAAGACCCAUUUAUCCAGGACCCAGAAGACGGAUACGUUUAGGUGCGUAAUUCGGUCUGUUUUCAGCGAGCUUAGCCGUCGCUUGAUGCUGAAGACGGAGCACCGGAAACUACGGGGGCAGUGCUGAGCAGAACAGCUGACAUGCUCCUAGCCAAAGAAACAAACCAGAGAAGAGGAGGAGGAUCGGGAAGAGGGGAAACAAGCAGAACAAUGAAGACGAGGACGACAAAACUGUGCGAGCUUUUGAA
Molecule: messenger RNA, 921 nt
Organism: Melanotaenia boesemani (Boeseman's rainbowfish)
Lineage: Eukaryota; Metazoa; Chordata; Actinopteri; Atheriniformes; Melanotaeniidae
Gene: ppp3r1b
Product: protein phosphatase 3 (formerly 2B), regulatory s1ubunit B, alpha isoform, b
Exons: 5
Coding region: 1-582 (193 amino acids)
Molecular function (GO): calcium ion binding; calcium-dependent protein serine/threonine phosphatase regulator activity
Source: RefSeq, a predicted model, not a curated record